CAACGAUCAGCGCGAAUCGGUUGAGACAAGUACACAGCUCACAGCUGCUGGUAACUGUAGCCCGAGCGCUCUCUGCGGGGACGAAACUGUCGUCGUCGUCGAUAGUACGCCCGUAAUUUCAUUCCGGUGCUUGAUUUGAUUACAGAUUUGCUCAGCUACUAUUUCAUGUCUGUCAAACUUCACGUAUGUUUUAAAUUACUCCUCUCCCGUAACGUAUAUUAACUCUUCCACCUAAUCGGACAAUCUCAUUGUGUCAUUAUUCCUCGAAUCCAUUCAACUUGUCCAUUCCGCAACACGUCUUCUUUUUCUAAGUCGGUUCACAUAACCUCCGCUAGAUUCCGUCUUCUUCAGGUUCCCAUCCAAUGCAAGCACCACUUCUCCUCCAACCACCACCUCUUCUUGCACUUGCUCAGCAAGUUAACAACCAAACGCGUCCUCGCGUUUCACAAGACUUCUUAUUUCACGACCUCUCCAGUCUUCUGGAACCUCCUCAACCCAUGACCGUGGACAAUGAACAUGAUUACUCUUCCCAACCGCCGGCGGGAACAAACUACACUUAUGCACCUCGAACUCAGUUCGAUGAAGGUUCUCAUCCAGGCCCUUUGUAUGACGUAGCAUCACCCUCUCAAGCGCCUCAGCCAUAUACAUCACUUCCAAAUACUUCACCAUCAUCUAAUUACACCCUUGUAUCCCAUGCCCGCACUGACGAAGGUGCAUCGUCAGUCAACGGCACUCGCUACGUCUCAAGUUCUCCUUCCGUUGACGAUCAUCCGACUGCUUCAUUUCCUCAGCCGUAUAGCGCUCCCCAUGACCAACAUCAUUUUCCUACAUCGGCAUCUUCCUAUUCCCCACCGGAUAUGGUGCGUUACCCAAUUACGUCGAACCUUAGCUCCCGUGGAACCGAUAAAUACGCCCAUGCUCUCUUGGAACAACGCCGCAUGUCCGAGCCAGCCAUGUAUGGCAGCGCAAUAGGCGGUUAUUCCACGAGUUCUUCAGCCGAUCUAGCCUCCGGGCGAUAUCAACAGCUGCAACACCACUACACGUCAUCACAAUCAUCGCCCAGAUUGUAUGGGAACUACGCCUCGUCUCUCCAACGCACGCUGAGUUCAGGGUCUGUGCGCGAUCAACUGUCGGGAUCGUCGUGGAACGGCAAAGAUCAACUUUCAUUACACUGUUACGACGGUGUCGACCUAGAAGAACCUAUAUCACCUCUUAACCCCAAUUUUUCGGGUGGCGAGGGCUCCCCCACAAUGGGCUACCCUGGUAUGCCCUAUGGCAACCUUUCUGAGGACUAUGGCCCAUCACCGCCCGGUACGGGCACUUCCACAUCGUCCAAUGGGGCCAGGCGGUUCGUUGACGCUUCAGGCUCGAGUUCUGAUGGUAAACAAUACUCAUUCGUGGCCCUGCCUGGAAACGCUGUCAAGAAGCGUCCAAGGCGGCGCUACGACGAGAUUGAACGACUUUAUCAAUGUUCAUGGCCUUCAUGCUCAAAGGCAUACGGCACUCUGAACCACUUAAAUGCCCAUGUCACGAUGCAGAAACACGGUGUCAAGCGUAGUCCAAAUGAAUUUAAAGAGCUUCGUAAACAAUGGCGGAAGUCCAAAAAAGAGGAAGCCGAUGCCCGUGCUACGUCAGCAGUGAUGGCGAGAUCAGCUCAUCACGCUUAUCUUCAGCGUGGCAUGCAUGACUCAUACCCCGACGCGGACUACCAGCUUCGCUCGCAUCCGCAGCAAAGUUCCCAUGUUGAACGGUUCACUGCAACGGCCUCGCCGGAGGAGAUGCAUGAGAUUGACAUGCAAGACGUUUACGAACGCCGGCAGCAACGUUUUAGUGGCCUCUUCCCUCCCGCUUCUCGCACUAGUAGCCCUGCAUACACCGCAAUUCACCCAUCAAAUAUGCCCUCGUCGCACACGGCCAUGGUCCGCCUUCCGACCAACAGCACGCUGUUGACUCCUCUGCCAGGUUAUGAGCAUCCGGGGGCCACCACGGACCUUGAUGUCUAUGCCUAUGGUGUAUACGGAAACAACCGUCCUGGUUCUGGGCAUGGGAGCAUUGGAAGCUAUGAUGAAAAGCGACGGAGUGGUUGAUUUGAUGACAAGUAGUUCUGCGUUUGCGAUCCACCUACCCAUUCCUUUCGGAAUUCCCUCCCGUUGGGAUUUUAUCACGAUACCAUCGGCAGUCCCAUGAUGCUCAUGCCUUUCAUGUCACGCAUCACCGCCUCCAUUCUUUGCUGGGGUUAUAUUGUUCAUGCUAUUGAUCACUAUCCUACUAAGUACAUACAUUACUAGUUUCUCCUCUCUUUUUCCUAUGCUUUCAUAUUUUAUUCGUUCAUGUUUACGGAUACCUCCUCACAUUACACAGGAGACUUUCGCCCAAUAAUCAUGGAGCUGUACUUUACGGGUUAUACUUGCCAUCCUAGUAAUAGUUACUUCUGUACAUGAGUAGGAAAUAGAUUCUUAAAGUCAGGUCGAUAUUUCCUUCCUGACUUCUUCCUCUAUGACAAGUUCAUACUGGACUGAAUUCUGAUCGGUAUUUCGGAAGAUAUUAU
Molecule: messenger RNA, 2548 nt
Organism: Suillus subalutaceus
Lineage: Eukaryota; Fungi; Basidiomycota; Agaricomycetes; Boletales; Suillaceae
Exons: 2
Coding region: 363-2087 (574 amino acids)
Biological process (GO): regulation of DNA-templated transcription
Source: RefSeq, a predicted model, not a curated record